CUUGAGCCUCUUUUUCUAAAUUCACAAACCAUCUCUCCACCACGUGUUACGACAAGCCUAUAAACACAGCUGGCCAAACUCUCUGUCUGGUACAGCUUCCUCCGCCCUCGAAAAUAACACAACACCUCUCCCGUCCGCAUAACAAACACAACACAAGCGGCCCCCCACCAUGGCCCAAGUCAACCUCGCACCCGCUGCGAUGCCCGAGGGCAAGAAGCGGAUUGCUGUCAUGACUUCCGGAGGUGACUCUCAGGGAAUGUCUGGUGCUGUGCGUGCUGUCGUCCGCCAAACCAUCGCCUCUGGCUGUGACGCUUUCGCCGUGUACGAAGGUUAUGAAGGUCUCGUCCAGGGCGGUGACAUGAUCAAGCAAAUGCGUUGGGAAGACGUACGUGGAUGGCUUUCAGAAGGUGGUACCCUGAUCGGUACAGCAAGAUGCAUGUCCUUCAAGGAGCGCCCUGGCAGACUUCAAGCAGCCAAGAACAUGAUUGACAAGGGCAUUGAUGCCUUGGUCGUCUGUGGUGGUGACGGUAGUUUGACCGGCGCAGACAGGUUCAGAGGCGAGUGGCCCAGCCUGGUUGAAGAACUGGUGUCCAACGGCACCUUCAAGAAGGAGGCCGUCGCGCCUUUCAGACAUCUCAACAUUGUCGGUCUGGUCGGAUCAAUCGACAACGACUUGGCCGGUACCGAUGCCACUAUUGGAUGCUACUCAUCGCUCCAGCGUAUCUGCCAGGCUGUCGACUACAUUGAUGCUACCGCUUUCUCCCAUCAGCGUGCCUUUGUCGUCGAGGUCAUGGGUAGACAUUGUGGUUGGCUCGCCUUGAUGGCUGGUGUUUCCACUGGUGCUGACUUUGUUUUCCUCCCGGAGAACCCUCCUUCAGAGAACUGGGAGACUGAGAUGUGCGACGUUAUCCAGCGCCACCGCAAGCUUGGAAAGAGAAAGACGAUUGUCAUCGUUGCCGAGGGCGCCCACGACCGUCAGCUGAAUGCCAUCUCGCCCAACAAGGUGAAGGAUCUGCUUGCUGGCAAGCUCGGUCUCGACACCAGGGUCACCACUCUCGGUCACGUACAGCGUGGUGGUACCGCCGUUGCUUACGACCGUAUGUUGGCUACUCUUCAAGGUGUUGAGGCUGUCAAGGCUGUCCUCGACUCUACCCCUGAAACACCCAGUCCCGUCAUCUGCAUAGUCGAGAACAAGAUCGUUCGCAAGUCGUUGAUGGAAGCUGUCAAAUUGACCCAAUCUGUUGCCGAAGCCAUCGAACGCAAGGACUUCAAGUCUGCCAUGAAGCUUAGAGGUGCCGAGUUUGACGAAUACUGGACUGCAUACAGCACCACUGUCUCCACCGACAAGCAGGAGCUUCUUUUGCCCAAGGAGAAGCGUCUGCGUGUCGGUAUCAUCCACGUUGGAGCUCCCGCUGGUGGUAUGAACGCUGCUACCCGCGCCGCUACCGCCUAUUGCCUUACCCGUGGCCACACCCCCAUCGCUCUCCACAACGGAUUCCCCGGUCUUGCCCGUCACUACAAGGAUGAGGAAAGCUCGGUCCGCGAGAUCAAGUGGCUCGACGCCGAGAACUGGGCCAGCAAGGGUGGUUCCGAGAUUGGAACCAACCGUGCUACUCCCUCCGAGGACUACGACGGUGUCUCUGAUGCCCUGAAGUACCACAACAUUGAUGCUCUGUUCGUCAUUGGUGGUUUCGAGGCCUUCACUGCCGUUUCCGAGCUCCGCAAGGCCAGACGCGACUACGAUGCAUUCAAGAUCCCCAUCGUCAUUCUUCCCGCUACCGUCUCCAAUAACGUCCCCGGUACUGAAUACUCCAUUGGUAGCGACACCUGCUUGAACGCCCUGAUCGACUACUGCGAUGCCAUCAAGCAGUCCGCUGCUGCCUCGCGUCGUCGUGUCUUCGUCGUCGAGACACAGGGUGGUGCUUCCGGCUACAUUGCCACCAUCGCCGGUCUCUCCAUCGGAGCCGUCGCCGUCUACACGCCUGAAGAGGGCAUCCACCUCAAGAUGAUCGCCUCGGACAUUGAGCACUUGAAAGAGCAAUUCGCAAAGGACAAGGGUCAAAAUCGUAGUGGAAAGAUCAUUCUCCGUAACGAAAAGGCAUCAAAGACUUAUACCACCGAGAUCAUUGCCAACAUCAUCCGCGAGGAGAGCGGUGGCAAGUUCGAUUCGCGUUUCGCGGUUCCUGGUCACGUGCAGCAGGGUGGUAUUCCUUCGCCCAUGGACCGUGUUCGUGCCGUCCGUUUCGGUGUCAAGAGCAUGCAGCACAUUGAGUCCUUUGCUGGAAAGAGCAAGGACGAGAUUGCCAAUGACCCUCUGUCGUGCGCAGUGAUAGGAAUCACUGGCGCUCAAGUCCAGUUCUCGGGUAUGGAGAAGGUUGAGAAGGAAGAGACUGACUGGAAGGACCGUCGCCCUAAGAACGAGUUCUGGAUGGACUUGGUGUCGAUUGUGGAUACUCUUUCUGGACGUCCCCGUCCCAAGAAGGAGGAUGCCAUUGCUGCCGGCCUGCCUGCAUAGGCUUUGAACUCCUCGUCGAGUUGUUCUCUUGAAUCAUGAUUGCUAUGAUUUCCUUCUUGUUCUCUCCUCUAUUUCCAUGUCUUGUGGCUAGAAGCCCGGGCGUGGUUGUUAUCAUCAUUAUAUUAGGCUUUGUAGUCUUUAGAAAGUUUUUUUUAUGCAUAGAAUCAAUUAAAUUUCCUUCCAUCAAAACCG
Aureobasidium subglaciale EXF-2481 is the source of this 2707-nucleotide messenger RNA. RefSeq lists its product as uncharacterized. Gene Ontology annotation, cellular component: mitochondrion; 6-phosphofructokinase complex; cytoplasm. Gene Ontology annotation, biological process: fructose 1,6-bisphosphate metabolic process; fructose 6-phosphate metabolic process; canonical glycolysis. The record is from RefSeq and is a predicted model, not a curated record. The transcript has 2 exons. Gene Ontology annotation, molecular function: AMP binding; fructose-6-phosphate binding; 6-phosphofructokinase activity. The coding region runs from base 170 to 2515 and encodes 781 amino acids. NCBI's taxonomy places the organism in Eukaryota, Fungi, Ascomycota, Dothideomycetes, Dothideales, Saccotheciaceae.